CUUCGCUAUCUGUGCGUUCAGGGGCCAUAUUGUUGAUGUGUCACCUCGGGAGGAGAUCACUUACACGGACUUGACUCUCACUAUUUAUCUCUGCAGCUGGUGUAUGGCAUUUUAAAUGGAUUUAACAUAACCGUGCCAGCAGCUGAAGGAGAUCAUGGAGCCGUUGGAUUGUCAGAGCGAACUGACCCCUGCCUCUGACCCCUCACAAAGUUCAGAGGUCAACAUGGUUCCGGAAGGGUCAACCUAUGUCCUCAGCAAUGAGAGUGAACCUGUUUUAAAAGAACAGGAUGAAGACAGUCUUGAGCUGGAUGGUACUCUUCCAGGUAGUGUGGACAGAGAAGGUCACACAGAGGUUCAGCCAGAGGUUGGACCUGGAGAACAACCACAUGGUGACGGGAACACUAGCUGUGACAGUGGAACAGCAUCCAUUGAUGAUGCCAGGACACCCCUAGCUGUCCACGACAGUGUUGUAGAAUCACUUCCCGCUGUUUUUGAUGGAGAACUCGGAUGUUCUGGAAUUGAGGAACCAGCAGGGGUGGUUCCAGAAUCAGAAAGUGGGACUCAGAAUGAGGUAGAGGAAUCUUCUCCAUCUGUUCUGAAUGGGACAGAUGAUUUUUCAUCCACAGAGUUUGAUGCAUUCAAUGGGCCAACAGAACUUAACAGAACUCCUUUGACUUCUACACCAGCUGGUCAGGGUGAGGAACUGCCAGAUGUUGUUUCAGUACCCCUUAACUCACAAUCCAACUCCAACAUGAACCCAUAUGACACGGACUGCAGCAGGAAGCUGAUGUCUGAGAUCCAGCGCUCUCUGUCUCAGGAGUCUCUACUGGAUGAGCUUGAGGAUGAGCUGUUGAACAGUCAGUCAGAGGGCAUCCGAAAGGGACAUCCUCCCAAUGGACUUCAGAAGGACCAGAACUCCAUGGGUUUAUUUGAGAAGUGUGUACAGUACAAGUACUCCCAACAGGAGAAAGCCAUCAAGAGGUUACUUGAUGACAAUAAGAAACAUCAGGAGCUGAUUCUGGGCAUCUGCUCCGAGAAAGACAACAUGAGGGAUGAGCUGAAGAAGAGGAUGGAGACGGAGAAACAGCAUCAUUGCACCAUUAAGAAGUUUGAAAGCCGGGUGGAGGAACUAAUGAAGGAACUAAAAGACUCUAGAGACAAACUGGUUCACCAGGAUCAGGCUGCUAAGAAUGCCAUCCAGCAGAUGCAGAGGGAGAUUGCCUAUAGGCUUGAACAGGCCAAUAAGAAAUGUGAGGAGGCACGUCAGGAGAAGGAGACAAUGGUGAUGAAGUAUGUUCGAGGUGAAAAGGAAGCGCUGGACCUGCGGAGGGAGAAGGAACAGCUGGAGAAGAAGUUACGGGAGGCCACAACAGAAGUAGACAAGCAGGCCCGACGAGGAAACGCGCUGGCCCAGGAAAAAGGACGCCUGCAGCAGCUCUAUGAUGCCAAGGAGAAUGAGGUGACGAGACUUUCCCGUGAACUGGAGAAAGUCAAGGAAGAUAUCAAUUCUCACGUCAUCAAAGUAAAGUGGGCUCAGAACAAACUGAAGAGUGAAACGGAUGCUCACAAGGAAACAAAAGACAGAUUAAGAGAAACGACCGCCAAGCUCACUCAAGCUAAAGAAGAGACUGAACAGAUUCGCAAAAACUGCCAGGACAUGAUCCGCACGUACCAGGAAUCUGAGGAGAUUAAGUCAAAUGAAUUGGAUGCAAAACUACGAGAGACCAAAGGAGAGCUGGAGAAGCAAAAACAAGAGCAGACAGACCAUCUAGAGAUGCACAAGGCUAAGAUUAAGGAGUUGGAGGAUCUGAAGAGGACUUUUAAAGAAGGCAUGGAUGAACUGACCACCCUCCGGACCAAGGUUAAGUGUCUGGAGGAUGAACGGCCCCGCUGGGAAGACGAACUCUGCAAAUACAGAGAGAUCAUUAACAGACAGAAGGCUGAGAUCCAGAACCAGAGGGAAAAACUCUCUGCCAUCACUAGACUAGAGGAGCAGCACCAGAGGGAUGAUCAGGAAAUUGCAUCCUUGCGGGAGGAGGUGGAGAAUCUGAACUCUCAGAUAACUGACCUGCUGAGGGACAUUGAAGGCAGCAGGACGAGAGAGGCAGAGCUACUGGGCUUCACUGAGAAAUUGACCAGUAAAAAUGCUCAGCUCCAGUCUGAGAACAACAGCUUACAGGCCCAGCUGGACAGAUUGAACAACAGCUCCAGAGAGCUGCACAGCAAACUAGAGGAGACCGAGAGAUCCCUCUCUGAAAUGACUGAAAGGUUGAAGAGAGAGGCGCAACAGAGACAGGAGGAAGUUUUGGCGUUGCAGACGGAGAGAAUGUCGCUGCAGACGGAGACAUCACAACUAAAGACACGCAUGGAGGAAUUACGAGACGAACUGGUCACUCAGAAGAGAAAACAGACGGCCAACAUCAAAGACCUCACCAAGCAGCUCACGCAGGCUCGUAAGAAGCUGGAUCAGGUGGAGAAUGGAGGAUGUGAUCGAGAGGGCAGCAGUAUGGGCAGCCGCUCCAGUUCCUCAGGACACCAUCUAAACGGAAGUUGGAAUUCCUCAUGGCAGCGCUCAUCGUUUACUCAGGAAAAAGGCUCUCUAAACGCACGUGGUAGCAGUAUGGAUGAUCGCUCUCCGGAGAAUCAGUCCGGUUCAUCGGUGGUAGUGGUGGACAGCUUCCCCGAGGUGGACAAAGCUGUGCUGGUGGAGCGUAUCGUGCGGCUGCAGAAAGCACAUGCUCGUAAGAACGAAAAGAUUGAAUUCAUGGAGGACCACAUCAAACAACUGGUGGAGGAGAUCAGGAAAAAGACAAAGAUUAUCCAAAGUUACGUGCUCAGAGAAGAGACUGGAGCUCUGUCUACAGAAGCCUCAGACUUAAACAAAGCUCACUUGAUCCGGAGGGGAGGCAUCAUGGCAUCGCUGUACACCUCCCACCCCGCCGACAGCGGCCUCACUCUCGACCUCUCGCUGGAAAUCAACCGCAAACUCCAGGCUGUGUUAGAGGACACCCUGCUCAAAAACAUCACGCUGAAGGAAAAUCUCCAGACGCUGGGUUCGGAGAUCGAACGACUAAUCAAGCAGCAAAGGGUGCCGGAUGAUACAGCCGGAAGGAAGUGAAGUCAGCUGAGGGGAAGGCUGUUACAGUAAACAGCACACGCUGUUCAACUGAGCCCGUUACAAAACGCUUGAGAACAAAACGGUUCUCAUUUCAUCAGACAAGUUCAGUCUGAAACAUACACUGGAAGCACAGUUUGCGGUGAGGACUGAACUGCGCCAGAGAUACUCGCGUGACAAAUGAAUGAAAAGCACAGAGGUUACCAAGAGUCUGUGCUCACGUUUCUUCACAUCGUGCCCAACAUCCAACGUUCCUCUCUUCACCGUCCUCUGUGAUGUAGCCGGCUCACCUGUGCCUUGAUGAGUCAAGUUCAUCAGGUUCAGAGCAGAAUCGCAGUCCUAUAUCCAACGACCUGGUGUAUGAAGUUGGGUAGAUGAAUGACUAUUCUCAUAAAUGUGACCCCACGCUCUUUUUGAAGAACAAAAUGCGCUGGACUAAUGGAGAGCUGCGGAUUCUGCAGCUCUUUAGAGGCUUUCAGAGGCUUUUCCUCUAUUCACGACGCCGCAGGUUAAUGGCUGCUCCUCCCCGCUCUCAUUUCCCCCUCAUGCAAACGUGCCAAUUAAUGAAUGUAUUAUGUAAUGAAAAGGACCCUUGUAUGUAAUCCCACACGCUCUGACCCAAGAGAGUGGGCAACAUUCCCCGUUCGCGCUGCUGCUAGGUUACCGCUACGCCCGGAUAGCAUUAUCUCUCAUAAAGCACUUAGGCGAGAAGGGCCAUGCCAAAAAGUACAGCUCUUGCUCUGUCUCAUUAUGAAGUUAAAAACAUUAAUCAGAAUGAUUAACUUCAUCUUAAAAAUGUUGAUCCAUCUUGGGCUAGUCUUAAGGGAGCUUGCAUUUUUACUAUCAGUUUGUUUUAUCUGGAUUGAGUUGUAAUUAAAUAUUGUUAUUUUUCCUCCCAUCUUCUUUCCCCCCUUCUACCUCGGCUUGUAUGUUUUCUGUAGAAACAAGCUUGUUACUGUUUUAUGUUCCAUCUUUUUUUUUCUUUUCUUUGUAUGACGUUGCAAAGCUGCUUUUGAAAAGCCGGUUGCUCCCCAAAGAGACGUAGAGUGUAACAUCCCCAUGAAAUGAAGGAGACAUUGGAAAUAUUAAGGGCAAAAGUGCAAUUUUAACCCCCCUUUUUGUUUGUUUGACUGAGCUGUAAUCGCCCUGGCCGGCGUCCCAUCUAAGACUCCUGCAAAAUAUCCCGUUAGCAUCCAGUUCCGUGGUGAUGUAACCAUAUGGCACGCAACAUCGUGCAGAGCUGAAUCCAUUCCUACCCAUGAAUUGCGACUGCUUGAGACUUCGCUGUUCUGCUUCCGACUCCGUCCCUUCUUUCAGGGGUGCAUGAUAAGGAAUUGCACCAUCGGAUGCAGCUGAUGGAUUUUUCACUUUCACCUUUAGAGCUUGUAAAAGACAGACAUGCAUUGAUUGGCAGAUCUCAGCCAGUUUACCAACCAUUUUAGUGCCAUUCUCACUGGGUUUUCUCCCGCUUGAGUCGCUAUUGAAAGUAAAAUCAUGCCAUACACUGUGAUAAAGGGUUUAUAAUAACAUGGCACACUGCGAUAUAAGCUUGUCAAGGUCAUAUCAGCUGUUCCAACUUGAGAGCCUGUAUUGUAGCUUUCAGUACUCCCAAAUCCCAAACACAUUGCACACAUUCUGGAAAAAGCAGGAUGAGGGAAAUUAUGCAAUGCUAGCAGAAAAAUAAGCAUUUACACACAGCCCUUAAUGGCGAAAUGAAGACUCACUAAUCUGUUGAUAAUUUAUCAGUGUACUUUACAUUCAUAAUUUAUUUAAUGUCUCAAAAUAGAAGAAAGAUCUCUUGAAGUAUGUAUGUUUGUGAAUGGUGAAUUGAAACUGAUGAGAAAAAGAAAAAAAUUACGUGUUGAUUCUGUUUAUGGUCUGUAACCUGUGCUCUGCUUGAUUGUAUAGUGAGUGAAACUGUGAUUAUAAACUUGUAGAUAUAUUGUACAAUGGUCCAAUGUUUUUAAACUUCUGGAGUCUUCUGUAUAUAUGGCGUUUAAAGGGGAUUAAAAUGAAAAAAUUAUAA
Molecule: messenger RNA, 5141 nt
Organism: Rhinichthys klamathensis goyatoka
Lineage: Eukaryota; Metazoa; Chordata; Actinopteri; Cypriniformes; Leuciscidae
Gene: ccdc186
Product: coiled-coil domain-containing protein 186
Exons: 17
Coding region: 155-3118 (987 amino acids)
Biological process (GO): vesicle cytoskeletal trafficking
Cellular component (GO): trans-Golgi network
Molecular function (GO): small GTPase binding
Source: RefSeq, a predicted model, not a curated record